Molecule: messenger RNA, 960 nt
Organism: Fonsecaea multimorphosa CBS 102226
Lineage: Eukaryota; Fungi; Ascomycota; Eurotiomycetes; Chaetothyriales; Herpotrichiellaceae
Exons: 1
Coding region: 1-960 (319 amino acids)
Source: RefSeq, a predicted model, not a curated record
AUGUUGGAGUCAAUUCUCCUAAUCGGCGCAAUCGGUGUAGGUAGCUUUGGCGAUUAUGUUGCCCAUGAGCUCAUCAAAGACUCAACCCAUUUCACUCGCAUUGCUUUCUUCAACAACACCGAAAGGCCAACAGAUGAGGCCAAAAAGGCCCGGAUCCAAGAGCUGAAAGCACAAGGAUUUGAAGUCAUCGAGGCAGCCGACUAUAGUUCUUCAAAGGCCUACGAAGGCUUCGACUGCGUGCUGAGCUUUCUGGGAAAUCAUGGACUAUACCUCCAGCCUACCAUCAUCGACGCGGCCAUUGAAGCCGGAGUCCGCCACUUCUAUCCUAGCGAGUACGGCGCCGACAUCACCGAGGGACAGAAUUGGACCCAGCGCUACUAUAAGUACAAAGUCCAGACGCGCGAACAUCUUGACGCAAGAGCUCGCGACACCCCUGAUUUAGGAUGGACAUACUAUCUGCUUGGCCGGUUGACGGAAUGGUCCGUCAUCUCACACUUUGGCUUUGACAAUAAAAACGCAAAAGCGAAGAUCUACGGCACGGCAAUGGGGAGACAGAGCUUGAUCAGCGCCGAGGACAGCGCACGAUAUCUCGUCGAGACUUUGAAAGAACCACUUUCGCCCGAGGCCAAGGGAAAUCGAAGAACAUAUCGCAUUUCAGGGAGCAACCCUACGUACGCGGAGAUAUUCGAGAUCCUCGAGCGAGUCACGGGCAGAAGGUACGACGUCACUUACCUGGAUGUCGAGAGCGCACAGCAAGAAGAAGCACAAGCAAAGGCCUCUGGCGACGUCGAUGCAGAGCUGGCGGCAAGCCAUAAGUUGAUCCAGGGGAGGGAAGGUACUCUGCUGCCACAGCCCUGGGACAAUGAUCGCUUCCCAUCGAUCCAUCCCAAGGGUGUUGAGGAGACUCUCCGAGAGGCUUUUGGAUCUGAGGGCGCAAAAAAGGUGUAUGGCCUGGAGUGA